This is a messenger RNA of Acanthoscelides obtectus, 858 nucleotides long. The record is from the annotation of a GenBank genome assembly. NCBI's taxonomy places the organism in Eukaryota, Metazoa, Arthropoda, Insecta, Coleoptera, Chrysomelidae.
AUGAAUCUUAAUGAAGGAUUUGUUAAAAGACGGAAUGUAGUUCGUGAAAAUAGUGAAGGUGUGAACAAAGAAGACCGUAAUGAUAAAAAAUCAAGCCGCGAUGAUGAUAUUGAUGAUGGAGACUCGAAGGAAACAAGACUGACAUUAAUGGAAGAAGUCUUGUUAUUGGGGCUGAAAGAUAAAGAAGGAUACACGUCCUUUUGGAACGACUGCAUUUCCAGUGGACUGCGAGGAUGUAUCCUGAUCGAACUUGGACUCAGGGGCCGUGUAGAACUGGAAAAAGUUGGCAUGAGAAGAAGGGGUCUGCUGGCAAGAAAAUUAAUUGUAAAAAAUGAUACACCCAUUGGCGAUGUCCUGUUAGACGAAGCUCUGAAACAUCUUAAAGAAACUGAUCCCCCUGAGACAGUACAAAGUUGGAUUGAGUAUUUAAGUGGCGAGACAUGGAAUCCGUUAAAGUUGAGAUACCAGUUGAAAAACGUGAGAGAAAGAUUGGCGAAAAACCUGGUAGAGAAAGGUGUAUUAACUACAGAAAAACAGAACUUUUUGUUCUUUGAUAUGACCACUCACCCAUUAACAGAUAAUGUAGUCAAAAGUCGACUUAUAAAGAAAAUCCAAGAUUCUGUACUUGGUAAAUGGGUGAACAACCCACAACAAAUGGAUAAAAGAAUGUUGGCACUUAUAUUCCUAGCACAUGCCAGUGACGUGUUAGAGAAUGCAUUUGCACCACUUAAUGAUGAUGAUUAUGAAUUAGCUACAAAACGUGUUAGGAAGCUGCUUGAUUUGAACUUUGAAGAAGAGGCAAACAAACCCAACACAUGCGAUGUUCUUUGGGCUGUAUUCGCUGCUUUUACAAAGUAA